AUGGUCGUUAACAGUUUCAACGGGCUCGUAGUUGGUCCAGGUCAACUUAAUGGAAUCGGAGGUGACAUCUAUGCAGUUAAUGCCUUCAAUGGUCCUCGAGCUUCUCGUCCCACCAUGUCUCGUAGUUCUUCGGGUUUACCGGUUCAGGCAUCAUCUUCCACGAUCAUAAAUUCAUUCCAAGGUAAUAUUGUUGGACCUAAUUCAUUGCAAAAUAAUGCUGGAAUAUCACUGGUACCGACAAGAAUCGCCUCAACUAGUAAUUAUUCGCGG
Acanthocheilonema viteae is the source of this 270-nucleotide messenger RNA. Lineage: Eukaryota; Metazoa; Nematoda; Chromadorea; Rhabditida; Onchocercidae. The record is from the annotation of a GenBank genome assembly.